UUUUCAAGGUUUUGAACCAGGUUCAACUUCCUGUCACACUUAAAUAUUGCGCAACUUUCAAAACAUGGUGGAAGUCACGCCCUUAGAGUCGAAAAUCAUUAAACAAGUUGAGUAUUACUUUGGGGAUGUGAAUCUAUCGCGUGAUAAAUUCCUGAGAGAAGCUAUUAAGCAAAAUGAUGGCUGGAUUUCUAUGGAUACAAUGCUGAAAUUUAAACGGCUUAAAUCUCUUUCGGAAGAUGCUGAGUUCAUCAAAAAGUCUUUAUCAAAAUCCGACUCUGGAUUGAUUGAAGUUGGUGCUAAUGGUGUACGUAGAAACCCUAAAUUGAAAAUUCCUGAAACUUUCCAAUCGACUAUGGAGGGUUACAGAGAAAACAGUGUAUAUGUCAAAGGAUUUACUUCUGAUGAACAGCUGGAUGUGAUUAUUGAAUGGCUUGAAAAGCAUGGGGGGAAAACACUGGAUGUACACAUGCGCAGAUUUCCUAAUAACAAGAAAUUCAAGGGAAGUGUGAAUGCAAUAUUUGAAAAGAAAGAAGAUGCUGAUAAAUUCUUAACCUCUGAAGAAGCUGCAACUUUCAAGGGUAAAGAAAUGACCCGAUGGACUAUAAGUGAAUAUAAGAAACGUAAACAAGAAUUGAGAGAUUCUAAAUUGGCCUCCCAAGUUAAACGACAAGCGGCGUUCGAAGCGAAUCAAGAAGCCCAUUUGAAUUCUCGUAUGAUUCCUGGAGCAUUGCUUGAGAUAACUGGUCUUCCAGAGGCUUCAAAAAAAACAACUGAAGCGAAAGGUGACGAUGCUAAGAAACCAAACGAUAAAGGGGAGAGUGAGGAGAAGGAAAAGGAAACCACAGAUGGAGAUUCUUGCAAAAAUGGUCACGAAGAUGAGGAAUUGCCGACAGUAAUUAAUUUGAAACAAUGGUUGGCUGAAAAGUCUUCUCUAUUGGCCGAUGUCCUUUGACGAGCAAUGUCAACUGACAUAGGGUUCAAGGUUGAAAAAGAGAUUUAAGGCUUGGUGGUGAUGGUCAAAUCAAAACCUGGCAUCACCAAUCCAUGAAGACUUUGACAACUUGAGCGAUGUAGGAAGAAAGGCGCAGACUGCCCACUGUCUGACUGGCCAGAUUGGGGUCGUCAGCGCGUUCAGAACCAACGACGUUGUCUGGAGACUUUCGUGGUGUGACUUGAAAAUCCCCAUUGGAGUCAUAAAAGCAAAGGUGUCCAGCGAAGAGUUACUCUUUUUGGCGACAUCAUUCUCUGAGAUGUACAAUGGUAUAUAUAUAUAUAUAUAUCACAUUGCAGUAUAUAUUUCCUUAUGCUGUUUUGUGGUCUCUAUUUUCACUUUCUUUUCUUCCCUCUCCCCUGUCCCACAUCCUCCCAGUUGGAUUCAAGUAUGACUGUUGGAUGGAUUGAUAUUGAACCGGCUGAGGGGAAAGCAAUAGUCCGUUUCAAGCAAGCGAAUACAGCUGAAAAAGCAUUGGCCAAACUGAAAGAUGCUUCUGGUGGUAACGACUGUCCUGUCAAGUAUAUGAAUAGUGAACUGUCAUUCCGUGUACUAACUGGUGACGAAGAGAAGGAAAGGUGGAAGGUGAUAUUAGCGGCUCAACAACAAAAAGCGCAGAAACGUCGUGGAAGUGGACGUGGUGGUGGAAGGCACACGGCCAACAAACGACGCCGUACAAACUGAAGGUGAAGAAGAAGUGGAACGGGUCAUAAAGAAGAACCGUGACAAACAAACGACCCACAUCACAGAUGUUUCAUUGUCGUUCAUAUUGUUGUUAUUAUAUGUGUGUAUUAUUCAUUUUUCUAUUCUAUUAUCUAAUAGCCAUGUAAAAAGACAUCUUAUUUAUAUAUCACCCAUCCGCGCCCUCAUUGUUAAGAGUUGAAUAUAUUUCUUGUUUGAAUUA
Molecule: messenger RNA, 1895 nt
Organism: Trichobilharzia szidati
Lineage: Eukaryota; Metazoa; Platyhelminthes; Trematoda; Strigeidida; Schistosomatidae
Source: the annotation of a GenBank genome assembly